CGCUGAGUUACGUCACACACGACAUAGAAUUACAAUUUUCGUGGUGGCCCAAGUUGGUCUUCUCUCUCUUCUAUUGUCAGUAAUCUUUGCCACGAGGUGUGGCUAGUGAUUUAUUUUAUUUUCGUAAACAAAAAUUUAUCUCGUUAUAUAUACACAGUAAUAAGUGUUUACUAGUACAUACCUUGCCUCGAGUAAUCUAGGCGCGUCAUCAGCAUAACCUCAAAAUUCAAUCGUUCAUGUUACAAAAUUAUACCAACUCAAUUGACCUUUGCCAUCAUUCAUAAAUCAUUUCAGUUGGCAUUUUCUCGUGAAAAUUAUUCAACCGAACAGUUCAAAUUUUUGUUUAAAACUAAAAAUUAAUUUGUUUUAUUAAAUAUUAUAAGGAAGUUUUUCAAAAUUCCGGUCCACACUAAGAAACGAGAAAGCGCCCAAUUAACAGGCGACAAAUAUCUGCAAUUCAGUGACUAGGAUUUCUCUUUAAUCAGUACCAUGAAUAACAAAAGAAAAAAUCGUUCUAAUCCAACUAGAUCUCCUCGAGCUCGAGGUCCUCAAGAGAGAAGUGUUGUUGCCGAAGGGGUUUACAACAAUGCUCAUUUUAUGCAUGCGAUAACAAGCCAUGUUGGCAAUAUAGUUCAGAUCCAAACUCAAAAUGGUUCAUUAUACGAAGGUAUAUUUAGAACUUUUUCUAGCCAAUUUGAAGUAGUUCUGGAAAUGGCUCAUCGUGUAGAGAGCUCAGGCGAAAUUUGCGUAGAUACUGUGGUUGAAAAACUUAUAUUCAAACCUCAAGAUAUUAUUACAAUGUCUGCAAAAGAUGUAGACUUAGAUUACGCAAUAAGAAAUACAUUUCAAACUGACACAUCAAUUAGUAAGUUUAAUGGCUUAGUAGGAGAAAAAGAACUUGAACCAUGGGAUGCACCAGCAACAAUAAAUGGCGACGAUUAUGAAUUGGACGGAGCUUCUAAUGGCUGGCCUGCUCAUGAAAUGUUCAGUAGAAAUGAACAAAUAUAUGGUGUACAGACUACGUUUGAACCGUCUUUGGUUGGUUAUACUCUUCCAUUACAUCGUAAAGAUACUAAGGAAUUCAAGGAUCAAGAGCAAAAAGCAUCAGAGAUAGCUAACGAAAUAGAGGCUCAACCUAAUCAUAAAGCUCGAUUAGAUCUUGAAAAUGGUGAUGAGGAAGAACGUUUUGCUGCUGUGAUUCGACCAAAUAAUGAACCUAAAUACGUCCCUCCUGCAAAAAGAAAUAGCGUUAAUUCUGGUAAAUUAACACGAUCAACUCCACCGCCACCGUCACCUAGUACAGUAAAUAAUAAAAAUAUGUUUAACCAUCCACCUCCGGGAUCAACAACGAAUUCUUCUCAGCCAAGUAACAUUCCACUAGGAGGUCCGUCAAAUCAUCCUCCAGUACAACAUCCGAUAAUGGCCAUGCCACCAAGUGGUGUUGUUGUUACUUACAAUACACCGCCUCCGUUUGUUCAACCACCAACAACGCAACCUCUGCCUGUGACAGCAAUGCCAGUUAUACCUCAAAUGCAAACUCAGCAUCAACACGGAUCAACUAUGUCACAAGUUGCAUUUGCUCCACAGCAGCUACCACCAUCAAAUAAAUUAAAUCUUGAAAAACGAGAGCGCCCAGGAAGACAACAAGGUUAUCAAAUAGAUAAAGCGCCUCCUGCACCGUUUCCACAGACUGCGACUUCUCAUCAACAACAACAGCAGCAGCAACAACAACAACAGCAGCCCCAACAACAGCAACAGCAACCACCACCACAACAACAACAGCAGCAACCACCAACUCCAUCACCACAGCAACAGCAGCAACAGCCAUCACCUCAUACUCCUCAUAGUUCUAUUCAGCAACAAAAUUCACUUGAAGGUCAGCGCAAUGAUCUUCUCACUAGUAAAUCUGAUCAUAGAAAAAUUUCAACUCCUAGACCAAGAGAUGAACAACACGCUGAAUUGAGACAAUUUUCAUCAGAUUUCAAAUUAGCUGAUCCACAAACGCAGGAAACUCCAUCCAUUCCACGUAAACAACAACAACAACAAUCGCAUCAUCAAGAUACACAUAUUCAACAAUCUAUGCCGCCAUCACAUCAUCCAACCGUUCAUCAACAUCAAAAGCCGUUAACACAGCCUCCACAACAUCAAGGGUCUCACCAACAGCAACAUCAAACGGUACAAGAAGAACCAAUUAUUGCUUCAAAACCACCUACAGGUUCAACAUCUUUACAGCCUACAACACCACCUCAAGUACAGCAACAAACCACACCGCCGAUGCAGCAAAGUCACGAACCUGCUAUUGAAAAAAUAACAACUUCGUUUAAAAAGUCAACAUUAAAUCCAAAUGCGAAAGAAUUCAAUCCAAACGCAAAGCCAUUUACACCGCGUUCGCCAAGUACACCAACUCCAAGCAGACCACAUACACCUCAAACACCACAAUAUUCUGGAGCUAUGCCUACAACAGUAGUUAUGACACCAGCCUAUGUCAUGACAAGUCAACCACCAACCGCCUUUUCUCAGCCUCAAGCCCAACCUGUAGCGAGGUUCAGGAAGGGUCAGUAUCUAGUACCAAUGAUGCAACAUCGAGCACCAGAUAUUGCAUCACAAAUGCAAGUAGCAGCCGCAACAGGCCAACCAUUGCUUGCUCCUGCCCCGUUGCAUCCAUCAUUUCAGGUGCCUUAUCCAGGACAACCAACUUAUCAACAAAUGGUUCGUAUGGUGCAAGCACCACAACCACCGCCACAUAUGGCUACGCCUUAUCAUCAUCAUCAUCAUGAGUCACCUGGGCCUCAAAAUCCUGGUAUUCAAUAUAUGGGACAUCAUGGACAUCCUCAUCAACAUCACGUAGGACAACAACCCCAGAGUCAAACACAAUCACCGGCUAAUCAAAAUCCCCAGCAUACGCCUGGUGCUUAUAAUCCAUCGGGUACACCACAAGCAUCAUAUCCACAACCACCACCUCAAGGUCACACACCGAAUUACCCAUUAAUGUGUCCAUUAAUUCCACCACAUUUAUCAAUUCCACCGCAACACAUGCCGUAUUUACCAGCUCAACCACCACCUGGUGCUCAACAAGCUAUACCAGUUAUUUUACCUCAUAAUCAAUAGCUACGACGCCGGUUGAGAAGAGAGAAACGUUAGUAUUUUUAUUGAGGCGCAAAAUAACUUAUAUUGAGGCAUAAAAAAGGCUCUAAGUAAACAUUCAAUAUUAAUAAAUAGAUCUUGAAUAAAAGUGAGUUUAUUUGAGCUUUUUACAUCUGUUGUUUUGAGUAUUUAGUGUCAGUUAUUGCUGCUGAUAAUUUGCAUUGAAAUUUUUUUAUUACACUUCUACAUAAUGCUCAAGUUCGUACCUUAUUAUUUAUUUUUUAUUGGUAACUGAGAUGUAUGAUGAAUGAAUAACUUCUUUUUCAUAAGAGCAAUGUUUCAAUGCAAUACUAAAUGACACUGUUAUGUUAAUCAGCUCAAAUCAUGAAAAAAAAAAAUA
This is a messenger RNA of Cotesia glomerata, 3484 nucleotides long. RefSeq names its product ataxin-2 homolog. Bases 490 to 3108 code for a protein of 872 amino acids. The transcript has 6 exons. Gene Ontology annotation, biological process: cytoplasmic stress granule assembly. Lineage: Eukaryota; Metazoa; Arthropoda; Insecta; Hymenoptera; Braconidae. Gene Ontology annotation, cellular component: cytoplasmic stress granule. Gene Ontology annotation, molecular function: RNA binding. The record is from RefSeq and is a predicted model, not a curated record.